AUGUCUUAUUGCUCUGUUUAUGAUUCAUCUAUCUAUCUAUCUAUCUAUCUAUCUAUCUAUCUAUCUAUCUAUAUAAAUCUAUCUCAACCUCUAUAUCUAUCUAUAUAUCUCUCUCUCUCUCUCUCUCAGUAUGAUUAUAUCAUUCUGUCUGUCUGUCUAUCUCAAUCCGUUCAUAUCUAUCUAUCUAUCUAUCUAUCUAUCUAUCUAUCUAUUUAUCAACAGUCUGUUCUUCUUUUUAUCUAUAUAUAUAUAUAUUUGUGUGUGUGUGUGUGUCUGAUCAUAAUCUAUGAUAUAUCUAUCUAUUCAUCUAUCUAUCUAUCUAUCUAUCUAUCUAUCUUCAUUCUAUCUAUCUCUCUCAAAAUCUUCAUAUCUAUUAUAUCAUCUCUGUCUCUCUAUCUCUUUCUCAGUAUUUCUUUAUAUCAUUCUGUCUGUCUGUCUAUCUCAAUCCGUUUCAUAUCUAUCUAUCUAUCUAUCUCGGUAAAAUUAUAUCAUUUCAUUCUUCUUUCUGUCUAUCUCACUGUUCAUAUCUAUCUAUAUCUAUCUAUCUAUCAUCUAUUGAUAAAUAUCUAUCUAUCAUAUCUAUCUAUUAUCUUUAUAUCCAAAUCUAUUCAUCUAUCUAUCUAUCUAUCUAUCUAUUCUAUCUAUCUAUCUUCAUUCAUCUAUCUGUUUUCAUGUUUUCCACGCGUAAAUCAAUAUCUGACUUUCAGAAUUUUUCUCAUGUCAAACCCCAACCACCAUUUCAUCCGUCCCAGAAACGUCCUCAUUUCUUCUUGUGGAAGUUCAGAAAGAAAGAAGAUGAAAGAAAGAAAAAAAAAUAACCUCAAACAUGGGGCAAACAUUUAA
Molecule: messenger RNA, 843 nt
Organism: Acanthosepion pharaonis
Lineage: Eukaryota; Metazoa; Mollusca; Cephalopoda; Sepiida; Sepiidae
Source: the annotation of a GenBank genome assembly